UGGACCGUCAUCAAGACUCAACAAUGGCGCGUCUUUCUAAAGUGUUGUAUAUAGUAGUGGGAGUACUGCAACGCUUUUUUCCUUGGAAGCUAGCAAUUCGUCGAGACAAUUUUCCCACCGUCUUUCUUUUAUUGGUCACCUUCCUAUGUUUUGGCCUGUUGUUGCUGAUGCCCAACUUUAACGUGCUCCCAGAUCUACGUGUAACCGUGCUAACCACACAGCCCUCUGUCUCGGCAUGCAAGCUGCCAGAUCUAAGUGAAGUAGAGCUCCCUUACAUCAAGCCAAUGCCUCCAGCCUCGCCCGCUCGCUGUAGGAGUGAGUACAACGUCACCUACUCUAUUGACGGCUCCUACAGACUCCAUGUCACCUGGUACAGUCCCGAGUAUGACGACAAUGAAGAGUUCACUCCAUAUUGUAAAUACCGGGAAUUUAAGUUCGGUCUCAGACCUUCGGAAUUUGCGUUCGGACCCUGGACGGAAAUUGUCAAACAGUCGGCUCAACUGAACCAACAAAGCAAAUACAUUCAUCUGAUGUGUGUGCUAGAUUUGUUCUUUAAAGUAGCGGACUUCUAUAUUCCCGUGUUACCAACUGACGCCAGCGAACCUGAUCUAGCCACACAAGGGGACAACCAGUCAUUUCCCGUCAAUGUCCUAUUGUUGGUAUUGCGGGGUCUGUCCAGAGAGAACUUUAUUUUAGAUUUUAAAUCUACGCAUGGAUUUUUACUGCAUGAGUUGGGGAGUGUGGACUUGAUGCAUCAUACCCAACUGAGUCAUGUAUAUGUUGAAAACAUUGGUCCAGUCUUGAUGGGCAGAAGACCACAGGGUAUCGUGUCCCCACAGGAAGUCAUAUGGAACUCGUUUCAUCAAAACGGUUACUCUAUUGUCUUAGCUGAAGAUUCACAUUUAAAAGGAGUUCUGCCCCAAAUGUCCACUAGAGAAUACUACACGUCAUUUCCGCUGAUGAUGGCUAUGAACUCUAAGAAGGACACUGGCACUAAAAUAUGUCUGGGUGGACAUUUGGACUUGAACUUCCAGCUGACCUUUGCUAAAAGAUUUUUUCACGCUUUCCCCAGGCAGCCUGUCUUUGCUUAUAUCUUAUUGACCGAGAUGAAAUCUAAACUCAGUUUGGACAACGAACUCUACAGCUUUUUUCAGAGCAUGAAAGAUUCGGGUCAUCUGGACAAGACACUGAUCCUGACUAUGUCUGAUUCUACGGGCUACUUGACGAGAAGAAAGAAACCUGAGGCAGAAGCUUUGUCUCCCGCCAUGUUUCUCACCUUACCUAAAGCACUGGAGGACAAGAGGUCAAACCUGACAUGGAACAGCCACAAGAUGACAUCACAUUACGAUAUCUACCUGACUCUUAAGGACGUUCUCCACACAUUCCAGAAUCCGAAAGCAAAGCCUCACGCUCAAAGUCUCACGCCGCCUCACGCUCACAGUCUCUUUGAGAAGAUACCGACAACCCGCUCUUGUCAGAUGGCACAGGUGCCCAAAAAGAUGUGCAUUUGCUUAUAAGGACAAACAUUGAACGAUAUGAAUGAAAUGGUGGACUCAGACAAUUCCCUACUAAUAGUAGCUACUUCUCUAUUGUUGCAUCUAGUCUAUAGUAGCAGCUAGCUUAUAGUAGCAACUUCUCUAUUGUUGUAUCUAGUCUAUAGUAGCAACUAGCCUAUAGUAGCAACUUCUCUAUUGUUGUAUAUAGUCUAUAGUAGCAACCAGCCCAUAGUAGCAACUUCUCUAUUGUUGCAUCGAGUCUAUAGUAGCAACUAGCCUAUAGUAGCAAAUUCUCUAUUGUUGUAUCUAGUCUAUAGUAGCAACCAGCCCAUAGUAGCAACUUCUCUAUUGUUGCAUCGAGUCUAAAUUAGCAAUUAGCCUAUGGUAGUAACUAGUCUAUAGUAGAAACAAGUCUAUUUUAGCAAAUCUCUAUUUGAAAAAACGAAAUUACAUUCCAAUACUUUUGACAUUUAUAAGUAUUGCAAACAAGUUUGCUCUUGCUAUACACCAGUCAUGAGCGACUGACUAGAUAUGGAGUGUCAUGCACAAAAACAUAAAUAUCGCUGGCCUAUAAGUUGAACAAUAUCUUGGAUAAGUUGUAAUACUUCUGUAUUUAAUGUUAACAAUAUCUUGGAUAAGUUGUAAUACUUCUGUAUUUGAAAUUGACAGUCUCUAAGAUAAGUUAUGAUACUUCUACGUUAUGAUUUGUUUAUUUACAGAUUGUUGGUUUGAUUAUUUGAACAUUAAAUAU
Physella acuta is the source of this 2247-nucleotide messenger RNA. RefSeq lists its product as uncharacterized. NCBI's taxonomy places the organism in Eukaryota, Metazoa, Mollusca, Gastropoda, Physidae. The record is from RefSeq and is a predicted model, not a curated record.